Molecule: messenger RNA, 921 nt
Organism: Guillardia theta CCMP2712
Lineage: Eukaryota; Cryptophyceae; Pyrenomonadales; Geminigeraceae
Exons: 8
Coding region: 1-921 (306 amino acids)
Molecular function (GO): NAD+ binding
Source: RefSeq, a predicted model, not a curated record
AUGAUAGCAGCUAAGGCCAUCCUGCGAGCAACACACCUCCUGGUCACGGCGGGGGCGGGGAUGUCGGCAGAUUCAGGGUUGCCUACCUACGACAAGAUAGCAGACAACAUGGCGUACAAGAGCAGAGACUUGAACUAUGCCGACCUUUGCCGACCUCAACUCCUGCGGUCGGAUGCCUGCCUGGCCCUCGGGUUUUGGGGGAGCUGCUUUAACCUGUACAAGACAACCAGACCGCACGACGGCUAUCAUAUACUGAAGGAGUGGUGCGCGAUGAAUAAGGAUUCUUACGUGUACACGAGCAACGUGGACGGACAUUUCUUGGCGGCAGGUUUUAAUGAGCAAAGGAUAUGCGAGGUGCAUGGCAGGGUCUCAAAGUGGAUCUCACUCACAAAGGAUGACGAAGAUAUCACGAUGCUCCCAGACGGUCAUCGCUUCAGAGUGGACGAGACCGACAUGCGGCUGCUGGGUGACGAGCAGGACACUGAGAGCCUUCGAGCUGCCGGCGUUCCGGUGGACAAGCACGGGAACAUGAUGCGACCUGCCGUUCUCAUGUUCGACGAUGAACCUGAACUCCUGUUGAAACAUCUUAAAGUUGAUCAAGACAAGUAUCAAGUGUGGGAGGCACAGAUGGAAGAGGAACUGGUUAACAACGAACUUUCUCGUUUGGUGAUCCUAGAGAUAGGAUGCGGGCAGAGGGUUCCCUGCGUCCGGCAAGAGUCUGAGUGUGUUCUCGACGAUGUUGCAAGGCGCAUGGGACUGGAGGAGUCAGGGAAUCCGAGUUGGUACGACUCCGACUGUUCCAUACCAAGAGCUCUUUUGAUCCGCAUCAAUCCAGACUUUCCUUCCAACCACCAGAAUCCACAUCUCACCCUGCCUGUCCAAGGGCCGGCUCUUGCCUCCUUGAUUGGGGAGAAUUUCUAG